This is a messenger RNA of Tachysurus fulvidraco (yellow catfish), 5659 nucleotides long. It is a transcript of the gene lpgat1, whose product is annotated as lysophosphatidylglycerol acyltransferase 1. Gene Ontology annotation, molecular function: acyltransferase activity. Lineage: Eukaryota; Metazoa; Chordata; Actinopteri; Siluriformes; Bagridae. The coding region runs from base 632 to 1762 and encodes 376 amino acids. The record is from RefSeq and is a predicted model, not a curated record. The transcript has 8 exons. Gene Ontology annotation, cellular component: endomembrane system.
GAAGAAGAAAGCGGAGGAAGAAGCGCACGAAGAAGAAAAAGAAGACCGUUGCGUUUUUCGCUCGUCGUGCCUCCAUCUGCAAAACUCUUCUUUUCCGUUCAUUAACAUCUUAAUUAUGAAUUAUUUAACCUGAUUAUUUACGUGAAAUGUUAAGCCUUUUUCCCCUGGAGCACAUAUAACGGAAUUGUACCUUUUAUAAUUAUUAUUGUAAUUAUUAUAAUAAUUAUUAUUAUUUUCUUCGCUCGACCUCGUAGUUUUUUUGGAGCGGAUUUGACAUCAUCAUCAUCAUCAUCAUCAUCAUCACCUGGAGGCCAGACCAGGAGAUUCACUUUGGAUGCAUCACCCGAAUUCAGUCGAUUAAUCGAUUCCUCGUUUGAUUCUGUUCGAUCGAUUAACAGAAUCAGAUGCAGCGAGAACGGGCUCGCGCACACCGGCGUGGUUGACAUGGCAACGACUUAUUCAGCGGCCCGGAUUGUUUCGAUGCAUAAAAAUCUAAUCUAGAAUAAUCAUCGUUAAUCUCCAUGUGACUUCGCACCAGUGUGUAGUUCAGCCCAGCUAUCUUCAGCUGGCUUCUUUCUCUUUUCAUCGUUCUUCAUUUGCACCCGCUGUUGCGCAGUGUGCUUGUAGCAGAAUGGCCCCGCUGGUUGAAAAGCUGCGCAGAUUUGGGUGGAUUCUCAUCAAAGCUCUGCUGCGCUUCACCUUCAUGUUCAUCAAUAACUGCGUGGCGAUUCCAUCAUACUGCUUGUAUUUGAUCGUCUUACAGCCACUGAGGAUGGUGCACAGCUCUGCUUUCUGGCACAUCGAGGGCGUCAUGUUCAGGUGGCUACUUGCCAUGGUGGCAUCAUGGGGCUGGUGUGCAGGAUACACAGUGACGGAGUGGGGCGACGAUGUGAGGCCUAUAACUGAAGAUGAAGCCAUGGUCAUCGUCAACCAUCAGGCCACCGGGGACGUCUGCACUUUAAUGAUGUGCUUACAGGAUAAAGGAACGGUGGUGCGGAAGAUGAUGUGGUUAAUGGACCAUGUGUUUAAAUACACAAACUUUGGCCUGGUGUCUCUGAUCCAUGGAGAUUUCUUCAUCAGACAGGGCAAAGCACAUAGGAACAAACAGCUCAUUUACCUGAAGAGUCACCUAGACAAGUAUUACUACAGUCGAGACAGGAAGUGGAUAGUUCUGUUUCCUGAGGGGGGCUUCUUGAGAAAAAGGCGAGAGACGAGUCAGUCAUUUGCCAAGAAGAAUGACUUACCCCACUUAACACACGUGACACUGCCACGCCUCGGUGCCACUCAGGUAAUCCUGAAGACACUUGGACCACAGCAGGAGAAUGGCAUGCUGGGAAAUGACACCGGCUUGUCAGCACGGAAAGGUAGUAAAUCUAGAGGCCUGCAGUGGGUAGUGGAUAUGACAAUAGCAUACCCUGAAGCCAAACCCAUGGAUAUCCAGACGUGGAUUUUUGGCUACAGAAGUCCCACUGUCACGCACGUGCACUACAGGAUCUUCCCUGUAAGAGAGGUGCCAAUGGAGAUGGAGGCUCUAACAGACUGGCUCUAUCAAAGGUUUGUGGAGAAGGAAGAACUUCUUGCUCACUUCUAUCAGACAGGAGUGUUCCCUCCAUCAAACGGUCAGAGUCAGGCUGUCUCUCGGGCGAUGACACUGGACAUUGCAUGGCUGUGCGCUGUCCAGUCGUUUGCCUUCAUCUCAGGCUACAUGUGGUACAGCGUCCUUCAAUACGUCUACUGCUGGUUCUGCUCAUUGCUGUGGUGAAUAGAGAGGGAGAAAGGGAGGAGGGAAAGAGAGACAAUGAUGGAGGGAAAAAAAAGGAACAGCCAUCGAAGCCGAUCUUGGAUUUGUUGAAAUGCCACAGAUGCUGGCUUAACUCACUGGCAAGAUGAUCAUGAAGGAAAAAUGUAUUUGAUCCUAGAUCCCAAACCUGCACCCCAUUUGGGCUGACACACACACACACACACACACACACACACACACACACACACACACACACACACACACACACACACACACACAAACACAGGUAUGCAGACACACACUCAUGCACACAUGCAGUUCUGCAAUAUGAACAUACAUUCAAAGAAAUAGGUGAACAGUGACAUCAUGUUUACACAUGUACAUGUCCAUAUAAAUAUAUAUAUAUAAAAUUCUAUAUCUCAAUGUUUACUCAUGCACAUGCUGACACGUUUUAAUUUUAAUUCCAAUCAUAAAUUAGGCUCAGGAAUAAGCCAAUUUCAUUCACCUGCCAUCAGUAAACACUGUCUUGCUUACGUUUAUGUCGUGAGGAGAACGUCCUGCAAACAUCCCGAAACGGAUUGUGCUCUGGACUUCCUGACGUCAUUUCUGUCCUCCCCUUUUCCUGCUUUUCCUUCGUUGUCCUGUGUGCUGUUUUUGUCUCUGUGUCUAGACAGUAUUGCAAUUUGCUCACGUUUACACUGGACGCUUCUCCGGAUGAUCUCCAAUUCACCCUCUGUCUCAGUAUGGGACCGCUCCAUAUCUCACACAUUUCAUAACACUGAACUGCUUUCAAGUAGAGAUAAAAAAACAAAAGGAAAAAAAAAAACUCCUCUUUGUCACCCUAGUUGAAUUCAUGUUGGUGUUUUACAGAUAUAAUUAAGCCAUAUGUUUUGUGUGUGAGGACUGAAACUGGAAAGGACUCACUGUUGUCUGAAUGAAGUGUGAAAUUAGGCUCGAGGUGUCAUUACUGUAAAUUUAGAACAGCGUAACCUGCCGAAGUGUGCCGGUCAACUUUUUUUUGUUGUUUUUGUUUGUUUGUUUGAUUGUUUGAUUGAUUUUUUUAAGAUUAAUAUCUGUUUGCUAUUUGUACUCUCAGUGCUAACUGCAAAUUACUGUUCAUUUUAAUUUCUUUUUUCUUUGUUUUCUUUUAUAAAAAUUAUUAUUAACGUGAACAUUUGGUAUUAUAAACGCUGAGAUAGAAUCCAUGACGUGACCGCAGCAUUUCCAUUGUUUUCAGUUUCAAAAUAUCCUAAUUGUUAAGAUGGAAGGAUAAAAAAAACAAAAUAUAACGGUACCCCUCUGUGCUGGUGUUUCUAGAAAUCUCUUUUUCUGCGGUUUAAAGAAACAAAAACGUGUGCGAGCCUGUUUAAUCUGACCGGCUGCAGUUUACUUCAUAUUAAUGCAACCUGCUUGGUUUUCUCACAUCAAUGAUGAUGAUUGGUGAUGAUGAUGGUGAUGAUUAUUUUUUUAUUAUUAUUAUUAUUGCUUUCUAUUAUGACAGUGCUGUUUGUUUGACUCUUAUUCAUAAUAACCUUCUGCUUUCUGUGUCAUGUGACUCUGUCUUUCAGUUCUGGCCUGAACUGUAUUGUACACACUGUUCCCCUUUACACCAAAUGAAGUCAAAUAGGCAAGACUAGUUUGGCGUCUGAAGCUGAAGUUUGCUUGUUUACUUUCAAGUCAGGAUCAUUUAUCAUUUGCACAGGAUGUCAAGGCAUAUGUUUAAAGUAAGCUCAAAAGUGUGUGUGUGUGGGGGGGGGGGGUUGGGUUGGGGGUGUGUGUGAGAAAGAGAGAGAGAGAGAGAAUGUGUGUGUGUGUGUGUGUGUGAGAGAGAGAACCCUUCUAAUGGUGAAAUUCUCUACUAUAUAUAGUUCUGACAGCAGGCUUUCUGCAGUACAUGUGAAUUGCAGGAGACAUGCUAACAGCUAGUAUCUGAUUACAAAAUAAAUUGAUUACUUUUCAGCCUCUUUCAGUUAUCAAAAAAUUACUCAACCUGUGACUGACACUUUGUGAGGAAAUGACAGCUGGCAAGUAUUUUGACAUCGUUCGACAGAAUGAAGCAAUCGUUAAACAAGUUACUUCCCCACUAAAAAUAGUGAGAUUAGAAUGUGAAUAAAAAUAUUUCUGUUUUAUCAGGACUUAAGAAAGCAGAUCUCAAACCGCAUUACAUAUCAUAGCUGUAGCUGGAAUGUGCCAUAUGCUAAAGAACUGAUAUUUACAUGUGGAAUUCCGGCUGUGCUAGAAAUCAGGAUAUCCACAAGUCAUGAAACAGAUGUCGUAGCUGGGACGACUUUUGACUGGCGUGCCGCACUUCGACCUGCCGCAGUGUCACAUCAUCAGUCUACAUGCAGUGCUUCGUGCACUAACGGCAGCAUUUACUUUCGAUGGAGGACUGUCAGACAUGGAAGUCUCGUUAUGUUUCGUUGUUAUAAAACAGGAAGUUAUCAGAUAAGCGUCAAGCUCAUCACAAUGAUGGUUAAUACUAACAUCCUUCAAAGGAAGUGUUUAUAAGCAAAAUAGCAAUGAAAUGUUGUGAGAAACCUGUAUUGAAACAUGCAUCAUACGCCAACUGAUGAUUAGUGAAUAGUCUGAAGAGUAGGGUUUGUGCAAAUACAUUCAUGGUGUCUAAGCACAGUCAGUUGAAAAACAAGGAAGAAGACAGUAAAGAGGAAGAAAAGCCAGCUGGUUUGCAUCUCACUGAUGCACUCAUUAAGGGCUUGGAUUCUCCAAGAUUUGGAAUUUUCUGCUCUUCCACAUCAUGUAGGUUUGAGGAUUGAGGAAUUUUUUGUUAAAAGUAAUUCAUCUGGUGAUGUACUUUACUAUUAUUUCAGUAUUGUUUUACUUAUGCUGUUGUUGCCGGGUUAUGUUUAUGUAUGAUGAUAAACUGAAACGUAUAAGAUUGUUUUUGUCAGCUGCGUUUGUGACACUAACUAUAACGUCUCGCGCCAGCGCACAAAAAAAGAAGCAAACUUCAGACACCAAACAUUUCUUGCUCUAUUUUCUACAAGGGGAUCAUUGUAUGCAAUUUAUUUAUGUUCCAUUAAUGCCCUUUUGUUGACUUUUUCCUUUGUCCUACUGUAUGUGGUCUUGCCAAGUUGCAUUAGUUGUUUGCACAGAUGGAGGUUUUGGAUCAUUUUAAAUAUAAUUUCUUUGUUUUGUUUGUUUUUUUUCUCUCCCCGUUUUUAUAUAUAUAUAUACAGCAUCACCUGCCAUUUUCACUGUUCUGAAAAUGAAAAUUUGUUAAGACUGCAGGAAUACCUUUUAGUGAAGUUCUGCUCCUCAGGAUUCAACCAAGUGAAAGUGGCAUGAGGAUAUUUUAAAAAAAUAACAGUAUUGGAACAGGCCUGUGACUAGAUAUAGAGUAGAUGGAUCAGCCAGGGUUAAAUUUGACCUAUGAACUAUCAGCAUGUAGUAAUAAUGAGAAGAAGCUUCUGUGUUGUCUAAAUAAAACUGUCCUUCGUCUAGCAAUAAGGUGCAAAAUAGGAAGCAGUUCAGCUUACAAACCACUAGACUAAUUAACAGACCAGAGCUUGCCUAAAUGUGCCACUUGUGGGAGUGUGUUUGUGUUUCUGCCUAGCUUGCUGAAGUCUGAAAUGAUUAUAUGAUGAGUGUAUGAUGCAGCUUCACAUGGGGAAAAAAAGAAGAAAAAAAAAAGACGCGGAAUACAUUCACAGCCGUUCGGACUGAUGAACAUGCAAGGACUUCCAUCAAAAAGAAAAGGAAAGGGAACUCAACCCUCUUCAUGUCAUAACUGUCUUUUUUUUUAACUUUUGUUUUUGUUUUUAGGAAUUUUAACAAAUUAUGCUAGACUGGUCUUUAGUUUUCAUUUUGUACUCCUGUUGCCCUUCUCUUUCCAGCUGCCCAGCCAUUUUACAACACAGUUUAAUUGUGCUGGAAUAAAAAUGAUAAAUAUCAAUGAAA